AUGUCGACCAAAAUAAAUAAAGGGCCAAUCUUUCUCCUUCCCUCUUGCGCAUUUGCAUUUCCCAACUCUUCUUCCUUCUCUCUCUCAAACGCCUUCUUUUCUCAAGACAUCUGAAGCAUUAACGCGGACUUAUUUACAGGAAUACAGCCUCUGUCAAUGGCUACAAAAGUCUAUGUUGUUUACUAUUCCAUGUACGGACAUGUUGAAAAACUAGCUGAAGAGAUAAAGAAAGGAGCUGCUUCAGUGGAAGGAGUGGAAGUGAAACUGUGGCAGGUACCUGAAACACUGUCAGAAGAGGUACUUGGAAAAAUGGGUGCACCAUCAAAGAGUGAUGUACCUAUUAUCACUCCAAGCGAGCUAGCUGAGGCAGAUGGGAUUCUUUUGGGUUUCCCCACUAGAUUUGGAAUGAUGGCUGCUCAGUUCAAGGCAUUUAUGGAUGCAACUGGAGGGCUAUGGAGAUCACAAGCACUUGCAGGCAAACCUGCAGGAAUUUUCUACAGCACUGGUUCUCAGGGAGGUGGACAGGAGACCACUCCGUUGACUGCCAUCACUCAGCUUGUUCACCAUGGAAUGAUCUUUGUACCCAUUGGGUAUACAUUUGGAGCCGGCAUGUUUGAGAUGGAGGUGGUGAAGGGUGGGAGCCCUUAUGGUUCAGGAACCUAUGCCGGGGAUGGGUCCAGACAGCCUUCUCAGCUAGAGCUUGAGCAAGCUUUCCACCAGGGAAAAUACUUUGCUGGCAUUACGAAGAAAUUCAAGGCAGCUGCUUGAUUUUCUUUCUCACCCAAUUUGUCUUGAUCUUGCUACAUGUACCCUUAAAAUUUUUAUUCUGUUCCUAAUAAAGACUGCAGUUCAUGUUCUUGUGAAGAAUAAUGUGCCUUUUGGAUUAUGUUGUCCAUGAGCUUACUGUUCUUCCAUCAUAACAAGGCACCUACAAUUGCAAAAUUAUUUUGGGCAUUGAUCUGAAAUGUCAGUUUUCCUA
Manihot esculenta (cassava) is the source of this 979-nucleotide messenger RNA. RefSeq names its product NAD(P)H dehydrogenase (quinone) FQR1. Gene Ontology annotation, molecular function: NAD(P)H dehydrogenase (quinone) activity; FMN binding. Lineage: Eukaryota; Viridiplantae; Streptophyta; Magnoliopsida; Malpighiales; Euphorbiaceae. The coding region runs from base 157 to 768 and encodes 203 amino acids. The record is from RefSeq and is a predicted model, not a curated record. The transcript has 4 exons.